Messenger RNA from Purpureocillium lilacinum, 975 nucleotides. NCBI's taxonomy places the organism in Eukaryota, Fungi, Ascomycota, Sordariomycetes, Hypocreales, Ophiocordycipitaceae. The record is from RefSeq and is a predicted model, not a curated record.
AUGUCUUCGACUGCAAACAUCUCGUUAGCGGCAACUCCAGAAGCCCCCACACGGCGCCGGCCAGGUUCGACCAUCCAGGUCGAGUUCGGAGGACAAAAGGUAGAUGUACUCAAGGGUGGCUACUACGACCGUUACCGUAUGAACCCAGACCUGAACGAAGUGGCCCAUGAUCUGGGUGCUGGGCCCGACAUCAGCUUCUUCUUGGACGUUCCGAAGAAACUGGUCGAUUCGAGGGUCGGCCAAAUAUACGCACCCAACUUCUAUUAUCGCACGAGGAGUGUUCAAAUUCUCUUUGUCGCACCGCUCCACCGCUUAAGGUCCAAGCUCCCAUCACCUUUAGAGCCCAUCAUGGCCUUGCCCGGCUACGGUUUAGUCGCGUUAACGUUUUACUCGUACCUCAUAUGCGAUAACGAUCCCUACAACGAGGUCUCGAUUUCCAUCGUCGUCCGCCAGCCUGGUAAAGACAGUCACAGCGCGACCCAACUUCUCAGUUCUAUGUGGAAUCGCACGUUCUACGGGCAUGUGUUGGCUCUACCCGUCGAUACAGAAAUUGCGCGAGUGCGCGGGGUGUACGGAUACCAGUUCCCUAAAUGGCUCGCCAACAUUGGCUUCCAGAUGGGCGAUCAAAACAUCACGGCCGAAAUUACGGCAACGGAUGGGACACCGGAUCUAUGGCUAGACGUACCCCUCCCCACGAUGAGAACUAUCCCGUCGCAAUCUUCGAUCAUAACCAACAAUGCGAUAAACAAGAUCGACGGGAAAUGGUUCCAAGUUAAAGUGCAAACCAACCCGCUCCUCGCGGCACAAUGCCUUUUCCCUGGGAAUGUCAAACUCUCUCGGACCGAAGGCCCAUUGAGUAGACUCCUCAAUGAACUGGGUGUGUCUACAAUCUUACGGAUGGACGUCCUGAAGGAUGCGCAAAUGGUCUUAAACAUGCCGACGCAAAUAGAGACCUACGAUAGGGUCGAUCCCUAG